CAUAGAAAUACGCGAAAAGCUGCAACAGAUAAUUGAAGUUUGUGAACCCAUAUUUGAAAGAUUACUUCAGAUGAGUGAGAGAGAAAGACAAAAACACCCCAGUACGAUCACACCGCUUGUAUUAGCGCGAGGUGUAAAUGAACAAAAAUCUGACAUUGACAUUGAUCAAAGUCAAUCUAAGCCAAAAGAAGCUGUACGGAGAACUCCUUUGAGUGCAAAGUCAAAAGCAGCAGAAGGCAAAUCUACACCCGAAAACAAAUUUCAAAGGACAUCCGGAAAGGAAAAAACCUCUACAAAGAUCCCGCCUUACAUAAAGUGAAUAAUCGGUUUUCGGAACCAGAAAGAAUAGAAAGUUCCUUCGCAAGCAAAAGACGACCCAAGGUAUGAUUUUGAAAACUCAAUCAUGGCAAUUUGGUAAAAACUAAAUUUACGAUUUUUGUUUUGUUUCCUUUUCUGACGCCAAAUCGAGCAAACAAAAGUUCCGGACAAAUACAACAUUACGAGCCGAAGAGAGAAGAUAUGCCUAAAUAUAAAGAGGCAAUGUCAGCGCAGAGCAGAAACGGGCCAAAAGUUGGUAUUGAUACUAGUCAAACUCAGACCACGUCAAAGACACAUUCACCUUCAUUUUCGUAUUUACAGCAAGAGCAAUCAACCGCCACCAAUAUUCAACAACACCACGGCAAAAAUACAAAGCAAUAUCCAUUGGAACCUACUUACGCGGUAAUUUCACCUCAUGGCGAGACAAUUUAUGUCAAAGGAACAAAGAUGGGAACAGAGAGACAUAAACCAGCAUCAACAUCGACGCCUCUGAGAAAUGAUACAGAUUAUGGUAAAAAACGCACACGUCAGGAUCUGAAAAUUCUUGUCUCUGUUAUUGAAGGAAAGGUAAUUCAUUACGAUGCGGCAGAUAGAUCAAAACUUUGGGCGAAAUGCAACCAGGUCGAAUGCUGGCUCAUGAACGAGUGUACAGAAAUGUGGAACAAACUUCAUAAAGAAUGGCAAACUGUCGAAAAAAGGGGACUCUGAGUCGCGACCAUCUUCUGGAUGGAGAUAUUAACGAUCGUACUCAACGAAUCCGCAAAGUUCGAAUAUCAUAUGCUCGUUUUUGAGAGCCCAAUUGAAUGGAAUUCCCUCAGUAUUUUACCGAUUACCAAAUGCAUUAGAAAUAUAUGGUCGUUAUUUCUGUAAUGUUAAUCUUUGAAUAUUUCAUUAAGCAGAAGUUUUAUAUUUAUCUUUG
This is a messenger RNA of Styela clava, 1237 nucleotides long. The record is from RefSeq and is a predicted model, not a curated record. Lineage: Eukaryota; Metazoa; Chordata; Ascidiacea; Stolidobranchia; Styelidae.